This is a messenger RNA of Camelus dromedarius (Arabian camel), 7069 nucleotides long. It is a transcript of the gene CABIN1, whose product is annotated as calcineurin binding protein 1. Gene Ontology annotation, cellular component: nucleus. The transcript has 37 exons. Gene Ontology annotation, biological process: chromatin organization. The coding region runs from base 226 to 6777 and encodes 2183 amino acids. Lineage: Eukaryota; Metazoa; Chordata; Mammalia; Artiodactyla; Camelidae. Gene Ontology annotation, molecular function: protein binding; nucleosome binding. The record is from RefSeq and is a predicted model, not a curated record.
CCCCGCUCGGGGGGCCUGGGAGGGGCUCCGCCCUGGCGGAGGGGGUUUCUGUGACCGCGCGGGAGCCGCUGUCCAGCCUGAGGCUGUGGGUGCGGAGCUCGGCGCUCGCCCGUCGCUCCCGUCCUUCCGCUUCACCUUCAUGGCAGCGCCGGCGGACACUUGUGGGCGGUUGCGCCCCCCAGUGAUGGGCAGCGGUGCUGUGCGGCAGUGUGAAGCCCUCCGAGUAUGAUUCGAAUUGCAGCCUUAAAUGCCAGCUCCACGAUUGAGGAUGAGCACGAAGGAAGCUUUAAAAGUCACAAAACCCAGACGAAGGAGGCGCAGGAAGCAGAGGCUUUUGCUUUAUACCACAAGGCCCUGGAUCUGCAGAAACAUGACCGGUUUGAGGAGUCUGCCAAGGCCUACCAUGAGCUCCUGGAGGCGCGCCUGUUGCGAGAGGCAGUUUCGUCUGGUGAUGAGAAAGAGGGCCUGAAGCACCCGGGGCUGAUGCUUAAGUAUUCCACGUACAAGAACCUGGCCCAGCUGGCAGCGCAGCGAGAGGACCUGGAGACGGCCAUGGAAUUCUACUUGGAGGCGGUCAUGCUGGACUCCACCGACGUCAAUCUCUGGUAUAAGAUUGGACACGUGGCUCUGAGGCUCAUCCGGGUGCCCUUGGCUCGCCAUGCUUUCGAGGAAGGGCUGCGGUGCAAUCCUGACCACUGGCCCUGCUUGGACAACCUCAUCACCGUCCUGUACACCCUCAGUGAUUACACAACGUGCCUGUACUUCAUCUGCAAAGCUCUGGAGAAGGACUGCCGGUACAGCAAAGGGCUGGUUCUCAAGGAGAAGAUCUUCGAGGAGCAGCCAUGUCUCCGCAAAGAUUCCCUCCGCAUGUUCCUUAAAUGCGACAUGUCAAUCCACGACGUAUCGGUGAGCGCGGCCGAGACGCAGGCCAUCGUGGACGAGGCCCUGGGGCUGCGGAGGCGGAGGCAGGCGCUGACCGUGCGGGAGAAGGAGCCCGAUCUGAAGCUGGUGCAGCCCAUCCCCUUCUUCACCUGGAAGUGCCUUGGGGAGAGUUUGCUGGCCACGUACAACCACCUCACCACCUGCGAUCCCCCACGGCCCAGCCUCGGCAGGAGGAUCGACCUUUCCGACUACCAGGACCCCAGCCAGCCGCCAGUGUCAUCCUCCAUGGUGGUGGCACCUGUCAGCGUGAUCCAACCGAGCCCUGUCAGCACCAACCCGGCUGUGACCCUUGCAGAGCCCAUGCUCCCUUAUGGUCCCGUGGCCACAGCCAGCUUCCCGCUGCAUAGCCCCAGCCUGCUGGAGACAGGCAUUCCCACGGGUGAUGUUUCUGGGGGAGACAAAUCCAAGAAAGGGGUAAAGCGGAAGAAGAUUUCAGAGGAGAGCGGGGAGACAGCAAAGCGGCGGUCUGCCCGCGUCCGAAACACUAAGUGCAAAAAAGAAGAGAGGGUGGACUUCCAGGAGCUCCUGGUGAAGUUCUUGCCGUCCAGGUUAAGAAAGCUGGACCCCGAGGAGGAAGAUGAUCCCUUUAAUAACUAUGAAGUCCAGUCAGAAGCCAAACUGGAGAGCUUCCCGAGUGCUGGGCCUCACAGGCUGUCCUUUGACUUGGCCACGUUCAUGGAAGCUGAGAAGCAGGACGUGCAGGCCUUCCUGCUGGGGAACCUGACCAACGGGGGCGCCCUGGAGCUGAUGAUGCGCUACCUGAAGAGCAUGGGCUCUCGUUUUUUGCUGCGGUGGCCGCCAGGCCUGGCGGAGGUGGUGCUCAGCACUUACCACAGCUGGAGGAGGCACAGCACCAGCCUGCCCAACCCUCUGCUCCGGGACUGCAGCAACCAGCACAUCAAGGACAUGAUGCUGAUGGCUCUCUCCUGCAUGGAGCUGCAGCUGGACCAGUGGCUGCUGACCAAGGGUAGAAGCUCUGCAGUGUCUCCUCGGAACUGCCCCGCGGGUGCGGUGAGUGGCAGGUUCGGGCCUGACUUUCCAGGAGCCCACUUCUUGGGGGACCUCCUGCAGCUGUCGUUUGCCUCGUCCCAGCGGGACCUGUUUGAGGAUGGCUGGCUGGAGUUCGUGGUCCGCGUGUAUUGGUUGAAGGCUCGGUUCCUGGCACUGCAGGGAGACAUGGAGCAGGCCCUGGAAAACUAUGACGUCUGCACGGAGAUGCUGCAGAGCUCCGUGGCUGUUCGUGCUGAGGUGGGCGCUGAGCCCAGAGACAUCGUCAUCCGCCUGCCCAACCUCCACAACGACUCGGUCGUGUCCCUGGAGGAGAUUGACAAGAACCUGAGGUCACUGGAGCGGUGCCAGUCCCUGGAGGAGACCCAGCGGCUGUACGAGGCUGGCGACCACAAGGCGGUCGUGCGCCUGCUCCGCCCCACCCUGUGCACCAGCGGGCUUGACCGGGCCAAGCACCUAGAGUUCAUGACGUCUGUUCCCGAGAGGCCGGCCCAGCUGCUGCUGCUGCAGGACUCCCUGCUCCGGCUGGAGGACCACCAGCAGUGCUUCGAGUGCUCCGAAGUGGCUCUGAAUGAGGCGGUCCAGCAGAUGGUCAAUGCCACUGAAGCGGCCGCCAAAGAGGAGUGGGUGGCCACAGUAACCCAGCUGCUGGGGGGAAUCGAGCAGGCGCUCUCGGCAGACAGCAGUGGCGGCAUCCUAGAGGAGGCAUCCUCCACUGCCGUCCUCACCCGGCUCACCAACAACCUCAUCCAGGUCAUCGACUGCAGCAUGGCCGUGCAGGAGGAGCCCAAGGAGCCCCAUGUCUCCUCCGUGCUGCCCUGGAUCAUCCUGCACCGGGUCAUCCGGCAGGAGGAGGAUACUUUCCGCUCCCUGUGCCACCAGCAGCAGCUCCAGAACCCAGCUGACGAAGUGAUGGCCGAGGCUCCCGUGCUCCCCUCCUCCCUCAUGCUGCUCAACACAGCCCACGAGUACUUGGGCCGGAGGUCCUGGUGCUGCAAUUCUGAUGGGGCUCUGUUGCGCUUCUACGUGCGCGUUCUCCAGAAGGAGCUUGCCGCAUCCACCUCUGAAGACACUCACCCGUACAAGGAGGAGCUGGAGACGGCCUUGGAGCAGUGCUUCUACUGCCUGUACAGCUACCCCAGCAAGAAGAGCAAGGCCAGGUACCUGGAGGAGCAUUCGGCCCAGCAGAUGGACCUGAUAUGGGAGGAUGCCCUGUUCAUGUUUGAGUACUUUAAGCCCAAGACUCUUCCUGAAUUUGACAGCUACAAGACCAGCACCGUGUCUGCUGACUUGGCCAACCUCCUCAAGAGAAUCGCCACCAUCGUGCCCCGCACGGAGAGGCCAGCCCUGAGCCUGGACAGAGUCUCUGCCUACAUUGAAGGCACCUCCACUGAGGUGCCCUGCCUCCCAGAAGGGGCUGACCCCUCCCCUCCGGUGGUAAACGAGCUCUACUACCUCCUGGCUGAUUACCAUUUCAAGAACAAGGAGCAGUCCAAGGCCAUCAAGUUCUACAUGCAUGACAUCUGCGUCUGCCCCGAUAGGUUCGAUUCCUGGGCAGGCAUGGCCCUGGCCCGGGCCAGCCGCAUUCAGGACAAGCUGAACUCCAAUGAGCUGAAGAGCGACGGGCCCAUCUGGAGGCAUGCCACACCUGUCCUCAGCUGCUUCCGGCGGGCGCUAGAGAUCGAUAGCUCCAACUUGUCCCUGUGGAUUGAGUUCGGCACCAUGUCCUACGCCCUGCACUCCUUUGCCUCACGCCAGCUGAAGCAGUGGAGGCCUGAGCUGCCCCCCGAGCUCGUGCAGCAGAUGGAGGACCGGCGGGACAGCAUGCUGGAGACCGCCAGGCACUGCUUCACAUCGGCGGCCCGCUGCGAGGGUGACGGGGACGAGGAAGAGUGGCUCAUCCACUACAUGCUGGGCAAGGUGGCCGAGAAGCAGCAGCAGCCGCCCACUGUCUACCUGCUGCACUACCGCCAGGCUGGCCACUACCUGCAUGAGGAGGCGGCCCGCUACCCCAAGAAGAUCCACUACCACAACCCCCCUGAGCUGGCCAUGGAGGCCCUGGAGGUGUACUUCCGGCUCCACGCUUCCAUCCUGAAGCUCCUGGGGAGGCCUGACUCCGGGGUCGACGCAGAGGUGCUGGUCAGCUUUAUGAAGGAGGCUGCGGAAGGGCCCUUUGCCAGGGGCGAGGAGAAGAGCGCGCCCAAAGCCUCAGAGAAGGAGAAGGCCUGCCUGGUGGACGAGGACUCCCACUCUUCAGCUGGGACACUGCCGGGCCCCGGAGCCUCCCUCCCCUCCUCCUCUGGCCCAGGUCUGACAUCCCCACCUUACACAGCCACUCCGAUUGACCACGAUUACGUCAAAUGUAAAAAACCCCACCAGCAGGCGACGCCGGACGAGCGCAGCCAGGACAGCACGGCCGUGGCGCUCUCAGACUCCAGCUCGACACAGGACUUCUUCAGCGAGCCCACCAGCUCCCUGGAGGGUUCCCGGAAGCCCUGCGCAGAAAGGAGGUUGCCCGUUCCCGGUUCCCAAGCAGGAUUGCUCGCUCUAGGGAAAGCUGAGGAGUCCUUGGAGAGCACGGAGGGCUUCCAGGCCACAGAGCAGGGCAGCCAGAAGCCCACUGCAGACCCUCCAGCCUCCGCUGGGGUCCCCGCCAAGCCCCCAGCGUCUGCACCCUCCCCGUGGGAUGGGAGGAAGAGAGCAGAGCCCCUGGGGGAGCCGACCCCCUUCCCCCAGGGGCUGCCGGCAGGUGCCGAGGAGCAGCGCCAGUUCCUGACAGAGCAGUGCAUCUCCUCCUUCCGCCUGUGCCUCAGCCGCUUCCCCCAGCACUACAAGAGCCUCUACCGGCUGGCCUUCCUCUACACCCACAGCAAGACCCACCGGAACCUCCAGUGGGCCCGCGACGUGUUGCUAGGCAGCAGUAUCCCGUGGCAACAGCUGCAGCACAUGCCGGCACAGGGGCUCUUCUGCGAGAGGAACAAGACCAAUUUCUUCAACGGCAUCUGGCGGAUCCCCGUGGACGAGAUCGACCGGCCGGGCAGCUUUGCCUGGCACAUGAACCGCUCCAUCGUGCUGUUGCUCAAGGUGCUGGCCCAGCUGCGGGACCACAGCACCCUGCUGAAGGUGUCGUCCAUGCUGCAGCGGACCCCAGACCAGGGCAAGAAGUAUCUGCGAGAUGCUGACCGCCAGGUCCUGGCGCAGCGGGCCUUCAUCCUCACUGUGAAGGUGCUGGAGGACACACUGAGUGAGCUUGCAGAGGGGUCAGAACGCCCAGGGCCCAAGGCCUGUGGCCUCCCUGGGACCAAGAUGACCACCGACGUCCCCCACAAGGCCAGCCCUGAGGAUGGCCAGGAUGGCCUCCCCCACCCCAAGAAGCCCCCUCUGGCUGAUGGCUCAGGGCCUGGGGCCGAGUCAGGGGGCAAAGAGGGUCCCCUCAACCACCGGCCUGCAACUGUGGAUGUAGGAGACGGUGCCGACCAGGGCGGGGAGCGGAGGGACAAGGAGAGUCCUCGGGCAGGGCCCGCCGAGCCCAUGGACACGGGGGAGGCCGCCACCCACUGCCUGGAUUUGGAGCAGGCGCCACCCCUGCAGCCAGGCCGCACCCCGAGGGAUCGGGGCCCCGAGAGCCGGCCCACUGAGCUGUCCCUGGAGGAGCUGAGCAUCAGCGCCCGCCAGCAGCCUGGCCCGCCCACCCUGGCCCCUCCAGCCACUGCCGCCUCCCCCACCACUGCCCCUGGACCCAGGGCGAGCAGCCAGCCUGAGGAGGCAGCCCCCCGGCCCAGCCGCAAGAGGAAGCUCCUGGAGGACACAGAGUCCGGCAAGAUGCUCCUGCUGGACGCCUACCGCGUGUGGCAGCAGGGCCAGAAGGGUGUGGCCUAUGACCUGGGCCGCAUCGAGAGGAUCAUGGCCGAGACCUACAUGCUCAUCAGGCAGGUGGAUGAGGAGGCUGCGCUGGAGCAGGCCGUGAAGUUUUGUCAGGUCCACCUCGGGGCCGCCGCCCAGAGACAGGCUGCAGGGGACACACCCACCACCCCAAAGCACCCCAAGGACAGCCGAGAAAACUUCUUCCCUGCAGCCGUGACCCCCACAGCCUCUGACCUUGCGCCAGCCGACACUCUCCAGCGGCCCAGUGACACCCACACCAAGCCUCAUCCUGCGCCGGCUCCUGCCUCGGCUGUCAUCACUGGUCCUCCCUCGACAUCAGCCUCCACCACAGACCCGUCCAAGGACCCAGGGCCCCUACGGCCACACAGGCCUGAGGCCACCCCCAGCACGGCCUCUCCGGGCCCAGGAGGAGAAGAGCUGGCAGGAGGGGCAGAGGGCACAGGCCUCCCACCCCAGGAGCCACGGUGCAGCGAGCAGGGGAAGACGGCCCCUGAGGCACCCCCGGCAGAGCCGCACUGCUGGCCAGCAGAGGCCACCCCCCAGACAGGCGCUGAGCCCACCUGCAGCCAAGGCGCCAGCUCCAAAGUGCCCAGCGGUGGGAGUGCCCAGCCACCCGAGGGCCACCCGGUCAAGGCGGAGCCCGGCCGGGCCAAGUCACGCCUCCUGCCCAACAUGCCAAAGCUGGUCAUCCCCUCGGCCUCCACCAAGUUCCCCCCUGAGAUCACCGUCACGCCACCCACCCCGACGCUGCUCUCACCCAAAGGCAGCAUCUCGGAGGAGACCAAGCAGAAGCUGAAGUCAGCCAUCCUGUCUGCCCAGUCGGCUGCCAAUGUGAGGAAGGAGAGCCUGUGCCAGCCGGCGCUGGAGGUCCUGGAGACAUCGAGCCAGGAGUCCUCGCUGGAGAGCGAGACGGAUGAGGACGACGACUACAUGGACAUCUGAGGGGCCACUCCCCAUGCAACUCACCCAGCUCCCACCUGCCAGGGGACCCUCUGCCCAUACGGCAGGGCGUCCCCACCACAGGGCCACAGGCCAUGCAAAGGUGGCGGGUCCUGUGAGCUCAGCAGGCCCCCAUCCUUUUUUAUGAAGUGUUGACUUUGUAAACGUGCCCGCCCCCAGCCCAGGUGGCCGUGUCCAGGCUCGGUGGGACGGGCUCUGCCUGGGUCCGUCCAGAGGUGGCCCUGUGGCAGAGAGUCCUUUUUUUGGUUGCUUUUCUAAUAAAGAUGGAACACUU